Messenger RNA from Armigeres subalbatus, 3092 nucleotides. RefSeq lists its product as uncharacterized. Gene Ontology annotation, biological process: proteolysis. The coding region runs from base 16 to 3042 and encodes 1008 amino acids. Gene Ontology annotation, molecular function: serine-type endopeptidase activity. NCBI's taxonomy places the organism in Eukaryota, Metazoa, Arthropoda, Insecta, Diptera, Culicidae. The transcript has 11 exons. The record is from RefSeq and is a predicted model, not a curated record.
AUCGCAAUCAAUAAUAUGUGGAUUAGUGAAGUGUUGCUGCUAAUUAUAUCAGUUGGUAUUAAAAAUGUGGUUGGGCAAAAUGACGCCUGCCGUACUCCGGAUGGUCAAACUGGUAUCUGCAUGAUUUACAUUAACUGUGAUAGCAUUGUGCGUUUAUUGAUGGUAAACGCGCAGCAACGAGACCCUAAUAUCGAAGACUACAUCCUACAGAGUAUUUGUGGGAACCGCCAACUCUCUCAAAUGGUUUGCUGUCCAGGUUUGCGUUUCUCGCAUGGGAUUACUGCUACUUCAAUGACCACUCGUGCCACAACCACUGUCAAAACAGUCACCGUCAGACCUACCACUGCGAAAAUAACUACUGCCGCAAGCUCUGGCGGAAUAUUCUUUUUCUCCGAUCUUUCAUCAGCUGCUCCAAAUCCAACAACAACAACCGCCUUGCCCAUACCCAUACCCAAUGGUACCUAUAAACUACCAAGGAAUUCCAUUGACCGCUGUGGAAUGACCAAUGCUUCACAUUCUCGAGUUGUUGGAGGUGUGGAUGCCCAGCUGGGAGCGUGGCCUUGGAUGGCUGCUCUGGGAUAUCGUUCCAGUACUUAUGACCUCACCACCGGCCCAGUGUUCCUAUGCGGUGGAACUCUAAUAACCAUUAGGCACGUACUAACUGCGGCACAUUGUAUCCAGAAUCUGCUUUAUUUCGUCAGGUUGGGUGAAUACGAUAUCACGACCACCAAUGAUGGUGCCAAUCCCGUUGAUAUCUACGUUGAAAAGGUUAUAGUACACGAGCAGUACAACGAAAAAACCAUUCAAAAUGAUGUUGCUCUCAUACGUUUGCAAAGUGAAGCACCUUUCACUGACAUGAUUAGGCCCAUUUGCAUGCCGGUAGAGGAGCCAAUGCGUUCGCUUAACUUAACGUACUAUUCGCCAUUUGUUGCUGGCUGGGGAACGACAUCUUUCCGCGGGCCCACAGCAUCUCGUCUACAGGAAGUUCAGGUGAUUGUCCUUCCCAUCGACCAAUGUGCGUUCAACUAUAAAUUGUACUUUCCGGAUCAAGUUUUUGACGAUAAGGUCCUGUGCGCUGGAUUUGCCCAAGGUGGAAAAGAUUCGUGCCAAGGCGAUAGUGGUGGACCGCUGAUGCUGCCGCAGCUCUCCAGCAACGGACAAUACUAUUAUUUUAACUUGAUCGGAAUAGUUUCAUAUGGCUAUGAAUGUGCAAAGGCUGGUUUCCCGGGAGUGUACGUGAAAGUCAGUGCGUACAUACCGUGGAUCGAAUCGAAGCUGAACGCAUGGACGGCGAAAACUGUGGCCAAGCGUGAAAGGAUCUCGAUAAACGGCUACAAGCCUACGCUGUGGACCACGUGUCAGUGGAUUGCAGUACCGGCCACCGAACCCCAUGUGUACCAGUUUACGUACAGAUUGCCUUGUCUCCGUCGCAGCGAAUUGGCCACGUUUGGCCCGAAAAGACAGGUGGAGAAGUGCCCCGGAACCCCGGGAAGUGUCCUCACUGAGCGGUGUUCUCAGAAGGAACGUCGGAACGAAAACGGAGUCGCCAAGAGUGGACUAGACGAACUCCUGACAUCCAACACGAAAGCUGGUUGCAGCAAAGCCCAAUCAUGUUACACUCCAAAUGGUGUGAUAGGAGUCUGCCAGGCAUUGCCGAACUGUCCAUCGUUAGUACGUCGCUAUCAGUUUGAUAAAAGUCGACAGACGGUAAAUUUCUUAAUUUCGUCGCAACGUAACUGUGGGAACCGUGUACUCAGAGGGUAUCCCGUACUGUGUUGUACCGAUGGGGUUCAGUAUGAACCUGCUCCAACAACUCGUUCACCUUUCGUGGAGAUACCACCAACAACUCCAGCCACAACGACCACCACUUCCACAACCACCACCACUACUACUACAACUACCACACCGAGACCGACGCAGCCACCCACAACUUUGGCCCCUCUCCGCCUAGCCGAUUGCAUUGGGCCGGAUAAUAAAGAAGGAAAUUGCAUUAGUUUACGAGAUUGCCCGGUGAUGUUGAAUGAGUUUUUACAGCGACAGAAAGAUCCUCAGUACAUUAGGUUCAUACAAGACUCAAACGCCAUUUGCAACUAUAUUCAGCCAAAUGUGUGUUGUCCUCUGCAAUCAUAUACACCUGCUCCUCCAGUUCCACCGCCGACGGUGACACCUCCAGCUCCACCGGCUCCCUCUACUGAAGGACCAACUCAGCCCAAAAACAAUGGCAUCACGACAAUUCCCACCCCGGCCACCGGAUGCGGCUACAGUAAAGUGGAGCACAACCGCGUUGUCGGGGGAGUGCCAGCUGCUCUGCACGGGUGGCCGUGGAUGGCGUUGGUCGGCUACAAGGAUGCUCUCGGCGAAGUAUCAUUCAAAUGCGGUGGAUCUCUAAUUACUAAUCGUCACGUGCUAACGGCUGCGCAUUGCAUACGCAAAGAUCUCUUCUCGGUUCGUCUAGGCGAGCAUGACACAUCGAUCGACACUGAAACAAACCACAUCGAUGUGGUCGUUGUGAAGAUGGAAACUCAUCCCAGCUAUGACAAGAAAGAUGGCCACUCCGACUUGGCAGUACUGUACCUUGCAAAUGACGUAGCUUUCAAUGAUGCCGUCCGUCCAAUUUGCUUGCCACUGAGCGAUCCGAUUCGUACUCGCAACUUCGAAGGAUACACACCUUUCGUUGCCGGAUGGGGCCGAACGCAGGAAGGAGGCAAAUCGGCGAACAUCCUGCAAGAACUGCAGAUUCCAAUAAUUUCCAACGGGGAAUGUCGGAAUCUAUACGCCAAGAUCAACCGAGCCUUCUCCGAGAAGCAAUUCGACGAUUCGGUAACGUGUGCCGGAGUGUUGGAGGGCGGUAAGGACUCAUGCCAAGGGGAUAGUGGUGGUCCGCUGAUGUUGCCACAGCGGGAUGGCGUCGACUUUUACUACUAUCAGGUUGGAGUCGUUUCGUACGGAGUAGGUUGUGCACGAGCGGAGGUGCCUGGGGUCUACACAAGGGUGGCGAAGUUUGUAGACUGGAUUCAGCAGAAGGUAAAUGAGCCAGUGUGAUUUGUUGUCUCAGGUUUUUAAUGUUAAAUAAAAUAAGUUACAUUUUCUAA